AUGGUGGACAAAUACAGAGACAUUGUGGAAACCCAGCAGCAUUAUAAGACUAGAUGGCGGUCCAUUUGGGUGAUGUACAUAACCAUGUUUCUCAGUAGCAUAGGUUUUUCAAUUGUAAUUAUGUCAAUAUGGCCAUAUCUCCAAAAGAUUGAUCUGACAGCAGAUGCAAGUUUCUUGGGCUGGGUUAUUGCAUCAUACAGCAUUGGUCAAAUGGUAGCCUCUCCCCUGUUUGGUUUAUGGUCCAAUUACAGACCAAAAAGAGAACCUCUCGUUGUUUCAUCUGCUAUUUCAGUAGCUGCUAACUGCCUUUAUGCCUAUGUCCAUGUACCUGCUUCACACAACAAAUUCUACAUGCUAGUUGCUCGUGCCCUCGUGGGAUUUGGAGCAGGUAACGUAGCAGUAGUUCGAUCAUACAUUGCCAGUGCUACUUCUCUUACAGAAAGAACUAGUGCUAUGGCCAACACUAGUGCUUGCCAAGCUUUAGGCUUCAUACUAGGACCAGUUUUUCAGACCUGCUUUACUCUUAUGGGAGAAAAAGGAGUAACGUGGAAAAUUAUUCAUCUCCAGCUGAACAUGUAUACAGCACCAGUUCUGUUGGGAGCUCUCCUUGGGGUUAUUAAUAUUAUUUUAAUCUUUGCCGUAUUCAGAGAACAUCAAGUGGAUGACAUGGGAAGGCAAUGUAAAAGCAUCAAUUUUGAAGUGGAAGAAAGUGAAGAUGUGAGUCAGGACAUUCAAGGAAACAUUGACCAUGUUGCUGUAGUAGCAAUCAACUUUAUUUUUUUUGUCAUCUUGUUUGGUUUUGCAAUUUUCGAAACAAUAGCUACUCCAUUGACAAUGGAUAUGUAUUCCUGGCCCAGGAAAGAAGCUGUUUUUUAUAAUGGAAUAAUCCUUGGUGGAGUGGGCAUUGAAUCAAUCAUUGUCUUCAUGGUGGUUAAAAUAAUUUCUAAAAAGACUGAUAUAAAGAAUAAUUCCAUUCCAAGAGCAACCUUCAGUGAAAUUUUUACACCUUUGUGGAGUACGCAAACAAUGCAGCUACCAUUCAAUCACACAGAAGAGCCAACGGGAUGUCCUGUUGUGCAGUCCUGGUGCCUGUACACACCUGUGAUCUAUCUCUCACAGUAUAUCGCCUCUGAUGUACUGAUAGGAUUGGGCUACCCAGCCUGUCAUGUUAUGUCCUAUACUUUAUACUCAAAAAUUCUCGGACCAAAACCCCAGGGUGUCUAUAUGGGCUGGCUAACUGCUUCUGGAAGUGGAGCACGCAUACUUGGGCCAGUGUUUGUGAGCCAGAUAUACACUUACUUUGGACCACGUUGGGCAUUCAGCUUGAUUUGUGGAAUAAUUGUUCUCUCUCUCUUAGUUUUAGAAGUAGUAUACAAAAGACUUAUUGCAUUUUCAGUCAGAUAUGGGAGAAUGCAAGAGUAGAAUUUUAGCUGUGUGUAAGGGAAAACCACAAAAAUACUUAUUUAUUUUUAACAAGGGGUGCCUAAACCCAGAGCCUUGUUGGCAGCAUACUAGAAAGUAUAGAGCUGUAUUUCCAGUCAAGCGAUGAGAUUUAUGAAGAAUGCAUAUUCUAACAUGUACUGUUCCUUGAUUAAUGGAAGUUACACCUGCUGCCUCUAACACUAGGAGGAAGGAUGGGGACAUGAUCUAUCAAGAGUAAUGCAUAUUAGAGUAAUAUAGGCUGGAAAGGUGUUACACCCAUCUACAAAAGAACUAUGAAGGCUAUGCUUCAGGUACAUCCUUUUUAAAAAGAAAUAAAUGUUGCCUUGAUUCUAUGAA
Messenger RNA from Alligator sinensis (Chinese alligator), 1779 nucleotides. RefSeq names its product major facilitator superfamily domain containing 8 (gene MFSD8). Gene Ontology annotation, biological process: transmembrane transport. Gene Ontology annotation, molecular function: transmembrane transporter activity. The transcript is spliced from 12 exons. NCBI's taxonomy places the organism in Eukaryota, Metazoa, Chordata, Crocodylia, Alligatoridae. Bases 1 to 1422 code for a protein of 473 amino acids. The record is from RefSeq and is a predicted model, not a curated record. Gene Ontology annotation, cellular component: lysosomal membrane.